Molecule: messenger RNA, 1576 nt
Organism: Linum trigynum
Lineage: Eukaryota; Viridiplantae; Streptophyta; Magnoliopsida; Malpighiales; Linaceae
Source: the annotation of a GenBank genome assembly
GUUAUUUACAAGAUUAUGUCGAAAGUUUUGGCUAAUCGGCUGAAAGGGGUGCUUAACCAAGUGGUAAGUGAGCAACAAAGUGCCUUUGUGCCUGGUAGAUAUAUUACUGACAACGUACUGGUAGCGUUUGAAUGCUUUCACACCAUGAAGCAAAAAAAAAGAAUAAGAAGGGGCUGCUGACAGCAAAGUUGGACAUUUCCAAGGCCUACAAUCGUAUUGAAUGGUGCCUCAUGGAGAAAAUGAUGAGAAAGCUGGAUUUUGAAGAGAGGUGGAUCAAAAUGAUUAUGAAUUGUGUAACUACGGUUUCCUACUCUCUCCUAGUCAAUGGACACCAGUCAGAGGUCUUUAAGCCUGAAAGGGGACUUCGACAGGGGGAUAAACUAUCACCCUAUCUGUUCUUACUAUGUGUGGAAGGGCUAUCUUCUUUGGCUCAGAAAGCGGUUAGGGAGGGUAAAAUUCAUGGAAUCAAAGUUUCCCAUAGAGCACCCGAGAUAUCCCAUUUGCUGUUUGCAGACGACAACAUCUUCUUUACACGAGCCACAGCUCAGGAAUGCCAACAGCUCAGGGACAUUUUGAGGAUCUAUGAAGAGGAGUCAGGACAGAAGGUGAACUUACAGAAAUCCGAGCUAAGCUUUAGCCCAAAUAUGAAGAGGGAGCAAAGAGAGGCUUUGGCAGCGAUAAUGGGGAUGAAACAGGUAGAGUACCAUGGGAAAUAUCUAGGUCUGCCUACAAUUAUUGGGCGAGAGAAGAAAUCAGUCUUUACUGCCCUAGUUGACCGAGUUAGAAGGAAGAUCAAGAAUGGGAAGAAUAAGACUCUCUCGAUUGCUGCGAAGGAGGUACUGUUAAAAGUUGUAGCUCAAUCGCAGGUUACAUACACUAUGUCAGUCUUUAUGGUGCCAGAUGGAAGUCUUGACGAGAUCAGAAGGGCGAUAUCAAGCUUCUGGUGGGGCCAACAGAAAGAGGAAAAACGGAUACCAUGGAAGGCUUGGAAGAAUAUGUGCAAGCCAAAGGAGGAAGGUGGGAUGGGUUUUAAAGAUAUUAAACUCUUCAAUCAGGCUAUGGUUGGAAAGCAUCUAUGGAAUCUAAUGACAAAGCCAGAUUCACUAGCAGCAAGGGUACUCAAAGCUAAGUACUACCCUAAUGGGGAUGUGAUGAAUGCGAGGCUAGGCCAUAACCCCAGCUAUACUUGGAGGAGCCUGUUGGCAAUACAAGAUUUGGUCAAAUCUGGACGGAGAUGGAGGAUAGGGAACGGAGCAGAUGUGAAUAUAUGACAGGAUAGGUGGAUCCCUGAGGCACAAGAGGAAAAUUACAUGGUGACCUCGUUGCUAGCAGCCGAAGCAACCAGGGUUUCACAGUUAAUUGAUCUGGACUCGAGGAGUUGGAAGAGGAAUCUCCUACAACGACCUCUAAACCCUGAGGACGGGAGGAGGAUUGAAAGUAUCCUCAUCCCACGUCAACCCUCGCAUGAUAAGCAUGUUUGGAGCCAUGAGAAAAAAGGGCAACUACUCGGUUAAGUCUGCCUAUAGGCUAUAGGUUUUGGUACAAUCGUACCCAACAACAAAGUCAAUUAAUGGGG